AUGGCAACACUCGCCGGGUGUGCGACUGUUGUUGUGAGACAUUCACGAUCAUUUCUCUCCCCGCGGCAAUGUUUACAGUCUAACAAUCUUGUUAGAUACAGGUCACUGCAGGGCAACAGAAUUUCCUUACCAUUUUCAUCAUCGAUAAGGUUACACUUCACAUGUAGGGGAAAAAUCUGCCCACAAUGUGCAAAAUAUCCAAGGAACAACUUCUUCUCAGGGUUUCAGCUAUUUAAAAAGGUUUUUAGGCAUAAAAUAGGUAACAGAGAUUGCUUCCAUCCAGGUGCUUCCACACUUUCACCAAUCGAGGUCAAAGCCGACGCACAAGUGGGAGCCUGGGUCAUUAUUCGGAAGAUGCUGAACUAUGUUUGGCCCAAAGACAACUUCAGAAUACGAGCCAGAGUUGUAGUAGCACUGAGCUUACUUGUGGGAUCAAAGGUUGUGAAUGUCCAAGUGCCUUUCCUCUUCAAAAAUGCUGUGGAUUACCUCAAUGAACCUAGCAACUAUUUAAAUCUGGAAGACCCCACUGGGACCAUCAUCACCAUGGCAACAGCAUUAGUAAUUGGCUAUGGAGUAGCAAGAGCUUCAGCAUCUCUUUUCAACGAGUUAAGAAAUGCUGUUUUUGCCAAAGUAGCACAGGGCUCAAUCAGGAGAGUUGCACGCAGUGUCUUCCUGCAUCUCCAUAACUUAGAUCUCAGCUUCCAUUUGUCCCGACAGACUGGUGCGCUGUCCAAGGCUAUUGACAGGGGUACAAGGGGAAUAAAUUUCGUCCUCAGUGCCCUGGUUUUUAACGUAGCACCAACGAUAUUUGAAGUGGCCUUAGUUAGUGGAAUUCUGUAUUACAAAUGUGGGGGUAAAUUUGCCCUGGUUACCCUAGGCUGUGUGGCAUCUUAUUCCAUAUUCACAUUAGCAAUAACACAAUGGAGGACAAAGUUCCGUGUAAUGAUGAAUAAAGCAGACAAUGAUGCUGGCAACAAGGCCAUUGAUUCCCUCAUCAAUUUUGAGACUGUCAAAUACUUCAACAAUGAGAAGUAUGAGGCUGACAUGUAUGACAAUGCACUGAAGGACUUUGAGAAGGCCUCUCUGAAGACGACGACAAGCCUGGCAGCUCUCAAUUGGGGACAGAAUGCCAUCUUUAGCGUGGGUCUGACCUCCAUUAUGUUACUGGCCAGUCAGGGAAUUAUGGCAGGUACAAUGACUGUGGGAGAUCUGGUGAUGGUGAAUGGCCUGCUGUUCCAGCUUUCUCUACCCCUGAACUUUCUGGGCUCUGUGUACAGAGAGAUCCGUCAGUCAUUGAUAGACAUGCAGACAAUGUUUAACCUGCUCCAGCUUUCCUCUGAUAUACAGAGUGAUCCCCAGGCCCCACCUCUGGUGAUAUCACCUGCCGAAUCGUCUGUUGUGUUUGAUAAUGUGUCUUUUGCCUACGUUCCUGGCAACAAGAUUCUAGAUGGCUUGUCAUUCUCAGUGCCCUCGGGGAAGAAGGUAGCCAUAGUAGGGGGCAGUGGUUCAGGGAAAUCCACCAUUGUGAGAUUACUAUACAGAUUUUUCGACCCUGAGGAAGGGCGGGUCUUAAUCAACGGUCAGGACAUCAAAGCUGUCAACCUGGACAGUAUGAGGAAAGCCAUUGGUGUCGUUCCCCAGGACUGUGUUUUAUUUCACGAUACUUUGUACAAGAACAUCCAGUAUGGAGAUUUGUCCAAACCCCCUGAGGAUGUAUACAAGGCUGCUCAGAUGGCAGAGCUAGAUGAGUCAGUCAGGACCAGGUUCCCACAUCAGUAUGACACGCAGGUUGGGGAGAGGGGACUUAAACUCUCAGGAGGAGAGAAACAGCGUGUGGCCAUAGCCCGGACCAUUCUGAAGGACCCGCCUAUCAUUGUGUACGAUGAAGCUACUUCCUCUCUAGACACCAUCACAGAACAGAAUAUCCUUCAAGCAUUGCGCCGAGUUACUCAGGGAAAGACAACCAUUGUGAUUGCUCACCGUCUGUCGACUGUUGUGGAUGCUGACGAGAUACUGGUCCUUGAGCGGGGAAAUGUCGUGGAGCGAGGAACACAUUAUAGUCUGAUAGCUAAUCCUGCCAGCAUUUACUAUGACUUGUGGCAUAAACAGAGUUCUGUGCCUGAAUUGGAAGAAAAUGAACAGAUUUCCUAGUGGUUUGACAAGUUAUCUCCCCUUAGUUUGCCAUGUUUGCAUGUCACCCACAUGUAGCAAUACCUGUAUUCUUGAUGUGUUACACUGUUAACUGCUGAAGGACUGAAAUGUACAUGUUUUUCUGAUGAGUGUGAGGUGAGACAUUUGUUUAUUCUGAUCAAAGUCUGAUUUCAUAAGUUAUUCCAUCCGCAAUCUAGAAGGUACAUUCUUUGUUUUUUUUUAUUUUCACUGGACAGUUUGCAUGGCUGUCAUUGCAGCAUCUGUCAUAAUAUAUUGAAACUCCAUAGUAUAUCAAAAUAUCAAACUAUUGAGAAUGUAUUUGCCCAUGAAGAUAAUGUAAGAAGUAUAAAACAUUCUGUAUAUGUUAUCUGACAUGUAUAUACAUGUAGCUUCCUGUAGAGAUUAUUCAGUGGUCAUUUCAUUAGAUACCACUUAGUUUAGAUCAUACAUCGAGAAAUUUCAUGAUGAAGUCAGAUGUUUUUUGAAUUUAAAUUUCACAGAGAAGUGUUUACUAUUUUGAAAAAUGUUUUCAUGUCAG
Liolophura sinensis is the source of this 2689-nucleotide messenger RNA. RefSeq names its product iron-sulfur clusters transporter ABCB7, mitochondrial-like. The transcript has 15 exons. Bases 1 to 2151 code for a protein of 716 amino acids. The record is from RefSeq and is a predicted model, not a curated record. Gene Ontology annotation, cellular component: mitochondrial inner membrane. Gene Ontology annotation, molecular function: ATP binding; ATP hydrolysis activity; ABC-type transporter activity. Gene Ontology annotation, biological process: intracellular iron ion homeostasis; transmembrane transport. Lineage: Eukaryota; Metazoa; Mollusca; Polyplacophora; Chitonida; Chitonidae.